Acanthopagrus latus (yellowfin seabream) is the source of this 1194-nucleotide messenger RNA. RefSeq names its product translocase of outer mitochondrial membrane 20 (gene tomm20a). The record is from RefSeq and is a predicted model, not a curated record. Lineage: Eukaryota; Metazoa; Chordata; Actinopteri; Spariformes; Sparidae. Gene Ontology annotation, molecular function: transmembrane protein transporter activity. Gene Ontology annotation, cellular component: mitochondrial outer membrane; mitochondrial outer membrane translocase complex. Bases 241 to 681 code for a protein of 146 amino acids. Gene Ontology annotation, biological process: protein import into mitochondrial matrix; tRNA import into mitochondrion; protein targeting. The transcript is spliced from 5 exons.
CGAACUAUAUUGACUCACUUAUAUAUUUAUGGUUAUUUUGAUAUAUUUAUUUUUAUGCGUAUUUAAUUAUCUGACUUAAAUGUUAUCAAAAAAAUAAACAUUUUACUGCCGCUCAUGAGACGACGACAUUACGCACUGCGUCAUGGUUUACGUACUUCCUUUCCGCACUUCCUUAGCAGCGUGCUAGCCGCUAGCCCGGAGAGCUAGCGUGCUGCGUGCCUUGCCCGUGAAGUUUCAGAUAUGAUGAGCGGCAGGACGAGUGUGGUGAUUGCGGGAGUCUGCGGGGCUCUUUUCAUCGCAUACUGCAUUUACUUCGACAGAAAGCGAAGGAGUGACCCUCAGUUUAAAGAAAGGCUCCGUGAACGUAGAAGAAAGAAAAACGUAUCUAAAGAAAAGUCUGGACUGGCAAAGCUGCCUGAUCUGAAGGACGCGGAAGCUGUUCAGAAAUUCUUCCUGGAGGAAAUCCAAGUCGGAGAAGAGCUGCUGUCACAAGGUGAAUUUGAGAAAGGUGUCGACCACCUGACCAAUGCGAUCGCAGUAUGCGGUCAGCCUCAGCAGCUGCUCCAGGUCCUCCAGCAGACGCUGCCCCCUCCCGUCUUCCAAAUGCUGCUCACAAAACUGCCCACAAUCAGCCAGCGAAUCAUCAGCGCACAGUCUUUAACAGAAGAUGACGUUGAAUGAAUGAACGAAUGUCUGUUUGUGAGAUGUGAUUAUCAUUCUGUAAAGGGAUUUCAGAGACACUGAUGUUUGUGCACUGAUGGCUUCGUGUGACUGCAGUUGUGAGUUGUGCGAGCCUGUUAAGAGAGAGCUCCACCUCUGGACAUCAGAUGAAGAUAACCCUCCCACCCCUCUAUCAUGGCACUCUGGUGUUGCAGAAUUUCCUUGAGGUUAUUUUGGGAAGCGUUUAACACAUUCCAUCUUUCUAAAAUCAUUCCCACCAGAUCUCAUGUUUAUUCUAUUUAUUUCCAUUAAAAGUAAUUGUUUCAUAUUUCGUUGAAGUGUCUUUGCUGGUGUAUGUAAAUGAUUUGUUACAUAUCUCUGUGCAGUUGAUAAACAUGUUAGUGCCUACACUAAACCCAACACCUGCUUGUGGAAUAUUGUCAGAUUUGUUUUUGCGAUGUUAAAUGUUAUUUUUAUAUUCCAGUCUUUCUUAUAUAAAUGUGCGUGAAUCCUAAAAUAAAUCAUAAAAACACA